GCCAAGAUGACUCUGGAGCAGCCAGCCGGUGAAAUGUGGCAGAAGAUCCGCGAGGAGCUGAACGAAAACGUGGAGACCAGAGACUCCGACCUCGCCCACAUCAAGGAGUGGCUGAAGAAGGAACCGCAUCUACCUGAUGAAUUCGAUGACCAGCGCAUCAUGACCUUCCUCCGAGGUUGUAAGUUCUCCUUGGAGAAGACCAAGCGCAAGCUGGACAUGUACUUCACUAUGAGGACAGCUGUGCCGGAAUUUUUCACGAAUCGUGACGUCAAACGUCCAGAAUUGCAAGAAAUUUUGAGUUUAGUUCAAACUCCUGCAUUACCUGGCAUCACUCCCGAGGGCAGAAGGGUGGUUAUUAUGCGAGGACUCGAUAAAGAUGCUGCUACACCAAACGUUGCCGACGCUUUUAAGUUGGCCUUCAUGAUGGGAGACGUCAGACUUGCCGAAGAGAAGGAGGGAGUAGCAGGAGACGUGUACAUUCUGGAUGCUUCCGUAGCAACUCCUACGCACUUCGCCAAGUUCACACCAACCUUGGUCAAGAAAUUCUUAGUUUGUGUACAGGAAGCCUAUCCCGUCAGGCUUAAAGAAGUGCAUGUUAUCAACGUAUCCCCACUUGUAGACAAAAUCGUGAACUUUGUCAAGCCCUUCAUAAAGGACAAGAUCAAAGAAAGGAUCUUCCUUCACACUGACACUAACGAUCUUUACAAAUAUGUUCCCAAAGAAAUGAUGCCUGCGGAAUAUGGUGGUAAUGCUGGUUCUAUGAGCGACCUUCAUGCUUCUUGGGUGAAGAAACUAGACGAGUACACAGAUUGGUUUGCAGAGCAAGAGAAUAUCAAGGCAAACGAGGCUCUGAGACCAGGCAAGCCUACUAACUACGACGAGCUCUUCGGAAUCGACGGCUCAUUCCGUCAGUUGGUGAUCGACUGAAAACUUUCUCAGAUACGUACGAAGAAUGCGA
Molecule: messenger RNA, 958 nt
Organism: Bombyx mandarina (wild silkworm)
Lineage: Eukaryota; Metazoa; Arthropoda; Insecta; Lepidoptera; Bombycidae
Product: alpha-tocopherol transfer protein-like
Cellular component (GO): membrane
Molecular function (GO): phosphatidylinositol bisphosphate binding
Source: RefSeq, a predicted model, not a curated record